Messenger RNA from Aspergillus bombycis, 2067 nucleotides. RefSeq lists its product as uncharacterized. Gene Ontology annotation, cellular component: nucleus. The coding region runs from base 1 to 2067 and encodes 688 amino acids. Gene Ontology annotation, molecular function: DNA-binding transcription factor activity, RNA polymerase II-specific; DNA binding; zinc ion binding. Gene Ontology annotation, biological process: DNA-templated transcription; regulation of DNA-templated transcription. The record is from RefSeq and is a predicted model, not a curated record. The transcript has 4 exons. NCBI's taxonomy places the organism in Eukaryota, Fungi, Ascomycota, Eurotiomycetes, Eurotiales, Aspergillaceae.
AUGGCUACAUCCACGACAGCUGCACCGAAUCAGAGACUCAAGACCUGCCAGCAAUGUAGGCUAAGAAAGGUCCGCUGCGAUGGACGCCGAAGCAUUUGCGGCAACUGCGACCGACUUCAGUUUGCCUGCUCUUUCCAAGACCUGGGCUCAUCAUCGCUUAUACUAGAAAGGCCGGAACGACUUCGAGCUCGACAAGCAUGUUCUCGUUGUCAUUCUUUGAAAGUUCGUUGUAGUGGGCACCUUCCUGCAUGUCUCCGUUGUCAAAAACGAGGAAGGCCGUGCGUGUAUACCUCUAGUCCACCGAGGACUGGGAAUACAGACGAGAGAAACGGUCCUAAGGACGUACCACAGCGGUCCUCGGAGCAAGAGGCGCGAACACCUGCUGAGCCCCCAACAAAUAUUAUGUGUGUGGAUCUUAUAUGCUCACCUUCUAAACCUAAUCUCACUGACGGAUUCAGUACGGAUGCCUUCAAAAGUCCAGACGAUGUACAAAUUCAAGUAGCUCUGGACACUUUCUUUAUGCGCAUAUAUCCCCUUCCGGGGUAUGCCAUUCUGCAUCGCGCCUCGCUGUAUGACCGGUUUCACCGAGGACAGAUUGACCAGUGCCUUCUUCUCUCCAUCAUUGCUAUUUCGACUUGUUUAACGGAGAUAGACUCCUCAAAGCGUGAGUACGCGGUCCAAUGCCUGACAAAGGCAGAGCAGUUGAUCAUUAAUAACCUCUCACAACCGUCCAUCAUCCGGACUCAGGCUUUACUUUUGAUAGUAAGGUGCAAAAUGUGCCUUGGGGAGUAUUCCUCUGCAUUUCCACUUGUAUCGCUACUUUCUCGAUUCGCCUUUAGUUUACGAUUGAAUUACGAAAACCAGAGAGUUUGCUUUCUGGCCCGGGAAGCUCGUCGCCGUCUUAUGUGGGCCAUCUAUAUGCUUGACCAAAACUGGGCUGCGGGUCUACUAGAAUUCACCACCUGUCCAGUAGAUGCUAUCUAUGUUGGCCUUCCGUGCCCCGAAGAGACAUGGGAGUUGGAUGUUUGCCCGGAGACGGAAGUGCCGCUCAAGUCACAAACUAAGCUUCCUGGAUUACUAGCAGCAAACGUUUGCGUGUCCUAUUUAAGGGACAAGGUUUUGCGUCAUGUAAAGCGAUUUGCCGCGGGGAAUUGCAGUGCUAUCGAGAUAAUGUAUGGGAUACGAGAACUGGAAACCGAGUUAGAGCAUUUCUAUCUCCGAUUGCCCCCGUCCAGUGCCUAUUCAGAGAGGAAUCUAAGACUUCGUGCUCAUUCACCCUGGCUGCCUCGGUUUAUCGUCCUACAUGUCCUGUGGCACCAGUGCUACUGUGAUUUGUAUCGUUGUAUAACUAGGGGGCUAAUUGAAUCUGUCCCGGCAGUCACCUUGAACGAAUUUGAUAAUGCCUUUGUUCUCAGAUGUCGGGAACAGUGCACACACCAUGCAGUACAGAUUGCUGGGAUUCUUACCUCGCUCAUCGAUCUCAGACUGGAGUUUCCAGUCCUUUCACUGGACAUGGCUGUUUGUGCGUACCAGUGCAUACGUCUCCUCGUCCAUGGACAGAGGACAUAUGGGCAUAAGAUACUGGUAUCGCGCGAGAGGGUCAAGCAGUAUCAACGGUCAUGUUUGCAAGUUAUACAGACUGUAGCUCGGACUUCCCCUUCAGUUCAGACAAUUGUAAGUCAGUCGCUGGGAGACAGGCGACAGAACCGCCCUAGGCCCACCCAGCAGCAAGGCCCUCGUCAGAUCCUAUCAAUCCAUAGCUUGAUUGCUAGAUCUGAAUUCGUUGAUGACAGCGAGGAACUAGCACUUCAGGAUGUACAUGCCAGCGACAACCCCUCUGCUUAUGAGAAGCAGAACCAUGAAUAUAGCGGACCACUAAGCAUGUUGGGGCUGCCCUCUCCGUUACCCAGUUUUGACCCUGUAGAGCAUAUGACGCUGGGCUCAACUGUGGCAAGCCAAAUGUGGCUACAGGGUGGCAAUGCAUUUGAGGGAGCAUGGGAUGAACCCGGACUAGGGUUUGAUUUGAUUCGACAGAUGCAAUGGGAUGGUAUGGGGCACUUUGGUUGA